Molecule: messenger RNA, 2221 nt
Organism: Syngnathoides biaculeatus (alligator pipefish)
Lineage: Eukaryota; Metazoa; Chordata; Actinopteri; Syngnathiformes; Syngnathidae
Gene: rspo3
Product: R-spondin 3
Exons: 6
Coding region: 593-1570 (325 amino acids)
Source: RefSeq, a predicted model, not a curated record
AGUGCGGAGAUUUUCGAUGCGUCUGUCCGCCUCUGAGAGGACGUGCAGGUUUGAGCUCACAACUUUCUUUUACUUGUUAGUGGUACACGUCCUGUUGUGUGAGCGUGCGUUUUGUAACUUUUGAUGCUGAAUGAAAGGGAGCCCAUCAGUGCGCCACCAGCACCAGGACGCACGGCGCGCCUCCACCGGACGCAGCAGAGGAGCAAGGGGAGGCCACUUGGAGGUCUCCCGAUGGAUAAAAUACUUUAAAAUGUCUGAGUCCUUUUGCAGUAGUUUCCGAAUUUUGACCAGAUGAUAUUCAUGCUUUUUGUUUGGGGUGAAUGCUCUUCGAUGCCUCAUUUUUGCUAUUUCUGGCUUUCUUUGGACAUAUGAAGCUCCUGCGCAAGAUGUUACUGUCCAAGCGGCCCAGGCAACAUUGGGCCACUGUGCACUUUCAUCAACACAUAUCACCACAUUGUUGGGGGCCCCGUUCUGUCUAAUAGGAGUCAUCCACCAACCACCCCUGCCACUGUCAAAAAGGGAUUCUUUGACCCACCUCGUGUUUUUGCUGAACAUUGACAUUGGCUUUCACCGGUCUCAUCUUUGGGCUACUAUGCAAUUACAACUGAUCUCCUUUGCUUGGAUCAUCUUGCACUGCAUGGAUUACACUGGAUGUCAGCAGCACAGCACCUCCAGGCACCGGCAACAUAAACAGAUCUCUGGUGUGAGUUCAGGGUGCCAGCAGGGUGGCUGUCUAACCUGCUCUGACUAUAAUGGCUGCCUUUCCUGCAAGCCACGCUUCUUCAUGCAUUUGGAGAGGAUUGGGAUGAAGCAGAUCGGGGUGUGCAUGACUUCCUGUCCUCCAGGCUUUUACGGCACCCGCUCACCAGAAAGAAAUACUUGCACAAAGUGCAGGUCUGAGUGUGACUCCUGCUUCAACAAGAACUUCUGCACACGGUGCCGGAUAGGGUUCUAUCUUCACCUAGGCAAGUGCCAAGAGAGCUGCCCAGAGGGGCUGGUCCGCAGCGAUACGCAGAGGGAGUGUGUUCCCACAUGCCCUGCAGAGUGUGAGUUAUGUGUGAACCGGGAGACAUGUACAAGGUGCCAGCCGGGCCUGUAUCAGCUCAACGGGAGAUGCCAUCACAUCUGUCCCGAUGACUAUGAACCUAGUGACAAACUCAUGGAGUGUAUUCGGCAAGUGCACUGCGAAGUGGCAGAGUGGAGCGAGUGGAGUCCCUGCUCUCGGUCCGACAGAAACUGUGGCUUCAAACGGGGGCAGGAGACCCGCAAACGGCAGGUCUUGCAGCACUCAUCGCCUUUUGGCAAACCGUGUCCUGAGAUCUUAGAGAUCAAAGAGUGUCUGGUCAAGAGGAAACAAUGUCCAGGUCGGAAGCCAAAUGAUCGAAAAGGACGCAGGAAUCGUAACAACAACCGCAAAGAGAACCAAGAGGUCAGAAGGGACAGGAAACGGGAGCGCGAAAGGGCUCGAGACACGGGGGACCGCCAAGACAACAGUAACAAAACAGAGCACAGACAUCGGCGAGGUCAUGACCUUAACCCUUUCUCCCUUGCGGAGGGCCUUGUACAGUAGCUCUGGGGACACAUCACAUCUAAAACCUCCCAAAACCUUGUUCCUCUUCUUACCGUCAACCGCUCCUUGCCCCUCUCAACUCCUGGCUGUGGGAGUGUCGCUGCUACCUGUACGAUUUGAAUAAACUGUUAAUGCACAAGCGGGAUAGGGGCCUAAAGAUUGCAAAUGUUUAGAUUUUUCUGUGUAGCUACUCUUCUUUUACUUCUACCACUGACUCGUGUCUCAUUUGAAAAUGAAAAAGAGACACCGCUGAGACUGCUGCUGGUACGAACAAACAAAGAUGAGAUCGGUGUGGAGCAACAGUAGGCAGUCCGAAAGACAAUGACACUCACUACACUUAAAGCUUGUUGAUAUGGUUAUUUAAUGGGGCCCUGUUACAACGUUGCGCUCUUGGAUUUUGAAUGUAGAUUUUCCAACAUUAUUUAGGACAUUUUGUUUUGUUGUUCAGGAUUUUUAGAUCAAUCUACUUUAUUUUAUUUGGUGCAGAUUUUGUAAAGACAAAAAAAUUAAAAGUUGUUCUUCUUUGCCUUCUUGUGACCAUUUCCUAAUCACAGUUGAAAGGGAUGUCGUGGAACAGUCGCUGUUGAGUCAAAGGAAGGCAACAUGGGACAAAGUCCCAUGCUGUCAUGGAAAUAAAUCAAGUUCUAUUCA